UGAACAUUCAGCGCUUCUCUCAGUAUCAACUACUCAGAAGAGGCAGGUGAUGGCCUUCAAGGCUACAUCACUUCCUUGGGCUCAGUUGCUCAUCCUCGCGGUUGUCCGUCUUGCUGAACCCAUCGGUUAUUCUCAAAUCUUUCCUUAUGUCAAUGAGAUGAUGGAACGGCUACAUGUUACGGAUGAUCCUGCGAACAUUGGGUACUAUAGUGGUCUUGUCGAGUCUUCCUUUUCACUAGCCCAACUUUUAACCAUAUACCAGUGGAGUAAAUUAUCGGACCGCAUAGGCCGUAAACCAGUAAUCAUCAUGGGUCUAGCAGGCGUAGCACUGAGUUCCUUUUGCUUCGGUCUAAGCACAUCUUUCAUGGGAGCACUCGUCUCGCGGUCUCUUUCUGGGAUGCUCUGUGGAAAUAUCGCCGUACUCUGGUCUAUGUUGUCCGAAAUAACGGACAGCACCAAUCAAGGGACAGUGUUCCCUUUAUUCGGUGCCGUCUGGGCUAUGGGAACCGUAAUAGGGCCGAUGAUAGGCGGAGAUCUGAGUGACCCUGCAGAAAGAUACCCUGACACCUUUGGAAAGUAUCAGUUUUUGCGAGAUUAUCCUUAUUUCCUCCCUUGUGCAUUGUCUUCUUGCAUCACACUCGGAUCAAUCAUACUUUGCUUUUUGUUCGUGAAUGAGACCCUUCCCAAAAUCGUCGAAGCUCGCGAAGCUCAGAGAAACAGUACUCCGCCCAAUGCAUCGAACCCUGGAUAUGGUUCCAUAAUUGGGAACACCACUCCCGCCGUGCCUCGAUCUUCCAACAUCGAUCACAGCGUAGUUAUUAACCCUGAUUCUUCUACCGGUGUCCAAGAAUCCUCCAAUUCGGGAAACGAGGAGGUAUCCAUGUCCUUGUGGGAGGUGCUUUAUUAUCCAAAAGUACCUUCGAUGUUGAUUUCAACCUCCAUGUUGAGUUUCCUGGCGGUAGGAUUCGAUGUCAUGUUCGUACUCUUCUCAUACACCGGGAUCGACCUAGGAGGGUUGGGUAGAUCGCCCCAACAAAUUGGGCUCGCCUUAUCAGCAAGUGGGCUCCUUGGAGCGUUCGGCUCUGUACUCGUUUUCCCCUGGUUGCAGCGGACGUUUAACAAUCGCAAGAUGUUCUCCUUUUUGAUGGCCAUGUGGAUAUUGGCAUAUCUAUUUGCUCCGAUCGCAAGUAUCAUUGUCCGUCUCUCCCACAAUAACGCGACAGUGUCGUGGCUUGGAGUUGUCUUGAUUCUUGUCCCUGCCAGAAUAGGUCUACUGUGUCUCCCUCUCAGUAUGAUAAUCGUCAAGGCUUCUGCACCAUCGAAAGAGCUAUUAGGCACUACAUUUGGGCUACAACAAACUACAAACUCCUUUGCCCGUGCUGUUAGCCCUGCAUUCGUCAGCUCAUUGUAUGCCAUUUCAAUCGACCAUCGCGAAAUUUUGAAUGGAAACGUUGAGUGGCUGAUCAUGGUCCUGAUCUCGAUAUAUGGGGUGUUUAUUUCGAGUCGCGUUAGGGAUGUCGAGCCUGCCACUCCAAAAGCUGGAGACAGUCACGGAAAUGUUAGUAAUGGCUUGGACGGGGAAGUUGAAGCGUAGGAUAUAUAUCUACGCUCACAAGGGGAAGGGUUAAAUUGUCAAGAUUUCUUUACGCACUUAAUGGUGCUCGCAUUUUUUUCCGCUGCACCCCUUCCGUCUGUUGCACGAUCAUUGAUUCUUCAUAGAUAUUCCCAUCGAGUUUUUUUUUUUUUUUUAUAUAUAUAUCCCGUUCUGAACAAGACGUAGCAUUGUGG
Messenger RNA from Cantharellus anzutake, 1788 nucleotides. Its product is annotated as MFS general substrate transporter. The coding region runs from base 50 to 1594 and encodes 514 amino acids. NCBI's taxonomy places the organism in Eukaryota, Fungi, Basidiomycota, Agaricomycetes, Cantharellales, Hydnaceae. Gene Ontology annotation, biological process: transmembrane transport. Gene Ontology annotation, molecular function: transmembrane transporter activity. The record is from RefSeq and is a predicted model, not a curated record. The transcript is spliced from 13 exons.